This is a messenger RNA of Didymodactylos carnosus, 539 nucleotides long. NCBI's taxonomy places the organism in Eukaryota, Metazoa, Rotifera, Eurotatoria, Philodinida, Philodinidae. The record is from the annotation of a GenBank genome assembly.
GUUUCAUGCAGUCAGACUACCGUUAAUUUCUGAGCUGUAUUUUUGUAGAAAGCAAGUGCCACUGUCUCUUCUUUUCAUUAUGGAUUUGUGAUGCAUACGCGUUUGAGCUUAUAGUGAAUUAUUUGGUGCUUGUCGUCCUCCUUGCUGGUGUUGCUGCUGGUGUCUUGGGUAAUCCUCUUGGCGGAGGUGGUGGACAGCUUGCUAAAGGUUUAAAACAAGGUAGCUUUGGUGGACGAAAUGGUAUCAAUGGCAAAGCACUGGCAACAGCUAUCGUUCUGACUCAGAAUUGGUAUACAGGAACGGUAUUAUCUGGAUCCACGUAUUUUCCACAUGGUCUCACAGCAAGUACCAUCUACACUGCCAGUGUUGAGAUUCAAACUGCUGUCGACACGUGGAUACCACCGAAUGACAUUCUCGCCGGGUAUGCCUAUACCUGGUAUGUUAUUGGUCCAAACUUUUAUAUUAGUUUAACAACCACAAAUUCAGCACAAAUCCAACAGAAACCAUUUCGAGUUCUCAUUCAAUUUCGAUCAGCCUGA